AUGGCAAGAUCAGGUCACUCCACUCAGUUGACUUCUGGAAGACAUAGGGCAUGUCAACCACAGACACAGAAGCUCACAGAAAAUGAAAUUUCGGAGUUGAAGAACUACUUUCCUGAGUGGACUUCAGCAAAAUGGAAAGAGAGGGCUGCCAGGUUAUUUGCUCCUAAGGUCAACCAAGCACAAUGGAAGAAGAGGAAGCAGAUAUACAAGACUUGGUUGUUCAACAACAGGAAAAAGAAGGAAAGGAAGGACAUGAUAAAGUAUGGGAGGAAAUGGACCCCUAGGAUGGUGAUCUACCAGUGGAACUGGGAAGAGGUGCUAAAGAGGAUUGAGGAUGAGUCUGGGGCAAAGCCAGGAGGUCCUGGUAUGUUCAAGCAUUAUCAGGCAGCUGUGAAGAGAGUCAUGGCUGAAUUGUCUGAUGACAAGUUGGAGAAGGCAAAGGAAACAGCCAAAGAAUGGUCCAACAACUUUCCUCCUCCUGAGAUACAGGCACAAGUCGCUCGUAAGAAGGGACCUGCAUAUAUGGAGCACUUUUCGAAGGAGAUGUGGAGGCAAUGCAGGAUGAGAGUGUUUGUGAUGUUGGCUUGGAAGAAUGAACAGGGGGAGGUGCUGUUCAGGAUGCAUGAUGAUAAUGAGGCAUUAGGAGAUGGGGACAGCUUCAUGAAGAUGAAGAACUGGGAGGACAUCAAGCCGGUUUGGCAGGAGUACACGCAGGAACAGUUUGGUGCUGGGGCAUGGGAUGGAGGAUGA
This is a messenger RNA of Suillus subaureus, 750 nucleotides long. RefSeq lists its product as uncharacterized. The record is from RefSeq and is a predicted model, not a curated record. The transcript is spliced from 5 exons. NCBI's taxonomy places the organism in Eukaryota, Fungi, Basidiomycota, Agaricomycetes, Boletales, Suillaceae. Bases 1 to 750 code for a protein of 249 amino acids.